Messenger RNA from Sipha flava (yellow sugarcane aphid), 3931 nucleotides. Its product is annotated as homeobox protein prospero-like. The transcript has 5 exons. The record is from RefSeq and is a predicted model, not a curated record. Gene Ontology annotation, cellular component: nucleus. NCBI's taxonomy places the organism in Eukaryota, Metazoa, Arthropoda, Insecta, Hemiptera, Aphididae. The coding region runs from base 293 to 3820 and encodes 1175 amino acids. Gene Ontology annotation, biological process: regulation of transcription by RNA polymerase II. Gene Ontology annotation, molecular function: RNA polymerase II cis-regulatory region sequence-specific DNA binding; DNA-binding transcription factor activity, RNA polymerase II-specific.
ACUUUUUCGACCGUUACCGCACCAGUCGAUAGGUACCACAGUCGCGGUAUACGCACUGCGAUAAACCGUUCCUCCGCGGGGUGACCGAGACGGGACCACUUCAUACGGCGCCCAGCCGGUAAUAAUAUCCUAGUCAUCGUUUUCGCGUUCAUCGCGCACCAGUGUUUUUCCAGCGCUUUUCUCGAACGUCGCAAUCCGUCUGCUCACCACACUGAUCGUAAGAAUAUAUCCGAUUUGUGAUCGGUGAUCCGGUUGAUGCGCGAAGGAAGGGGACCACCAAUCGGAGCCGGCUAUGUCAUCUGAGGAGGACGGCGGCAACGGCGGUUCUACGGCAGUGGCGGGGGGAGCCGAGUGUUUCGUUAGCGGCAGCGGCGGCGGCGGCAGCGGUGGUGGGGAUUCGUUGGACGGGUCCACCGACAAACUGUUGAAGAACAAGGCGAAGCGAAGCAGACAGCGCGUGGAUGCCGGCGAGCCGCGUAACAGUUACUCUUCAAUACCGAAUUUCAGUUCGCGACCGAUCGUGUCCUCGGCACCACUACUCAAUCAGGCCGCCAAUUUCUACGGAGCUUUCUUUGGCCAAGGCCACCACCAACAGUACUUCUUUAACCAGGGCUUUGCGCCCGGUAAAAUGCUAAACGAGUUCAUCGGCCGUCAAGUCAAAGAAGAAAUGAUGACCAUGGACUCGGCGGAUUGCAUGACACAACCGCUGCCCGGCCUGCCGAAUUCACAUGCUACCGGCCCCAACAGUGAGCUGGCCCAUCACAUGCUCCGGGACAUAUUGCAGGGCAGGAAGAAGGAGUUCCUGGCUCUGGAACAGGAAUUCCGCCACUCCGACGAUCCGUCGUCACCGGACAACAACAUCAUGAACAACAACAACAACAUCAACAACAACAAAAACGACGUCAGCAUGGACGAUUGUACCAGCGCCGCUUCUAAGGAGCCCAUGGAAAUCGUCGACGGAUGCAACAAACCGAUCGAGCCCUCCGAGGUAAGCUCUAUUAAUAAUAAUAACAAUAUGAUGAACAACCACGACGUGGAUGAUCUGAACGAGGGUAGUGAUUCCGAGAGAUCUUUGGGGUCACCGGUAUCCGAUACUAAAGAAAUCACCGCAGAAGAACAGAGCAAAGAUUCCGAAGUGAAAGUUGAACAGAACGAGUUGAAAAAAGCCAGAGUAGAAAAUAUAGUGUCUACCAUGAGAUCCAGCCCGUCACUGCCCGUACAGGUGAACGGUUGUAAAAAACGUAAAUUAUACCACCCUCAACAACACGAUAACAGCGAACGAUACAAUACGAUUGACGGAGACGACGACGAUGAUGACGACGAAGAGUUAAGUCCAAACGAACUCAGACAGAAAAUGGUCGAGAAAAAUGUUUUAAAAAAUCAACUACGCACCAUGCAAGAACAGUUGGCGGAAAUGCAACAGAAAUAUGUUCAACUGUGUACCAGAAUGGAUAACGACGACGAGCCAGAAGACGUUAGUGACACGGAACCGGAGCAGGCGGAUGUUCCAGCGGCGCGGCAACACAGUCCUCCCGCAGCACCUAAGUCGACUACGCCACCGCCGAUGCCAUCGUCUCCUCAAAUAAAUCCAAAUUUUUCGAAAAUGGUCAAAUUCUUACCGCAAACACAUAUGCCCAUCCACCCAUCGUUCAACGGGGCCUUGACACUACUACAGCAGCAAGUGCUCCAGGAACAGCACAACACUCACAGUCAGCACCACGCUAUCAACAAUGCAGCGGCCAUGUAUCUAGGAGUCAGCCACAAACUGUUCAUGGAACAGGAAGCCAGAAUGGCCAAAGAAGCUGCGAUAGCAGCCGAACAACAGCAACAACAACAGCAACAGCAGCAGCAACAGCAACAGCAACAGCAGCAGCAGCAACAACAACAACAACAACAACAACAACAACAACAACAACAGCAACAGCAACACGGUAUCCACCACCAACAACAUUUAAACGCGCACCAAAUGAACGUAAUGGCCAACACGCCACCGUCGAUCCACCCGCAGAAAGCAGCGGCGGCAGAAACGCCGGACAAAAUAGCCGCUGCGCCCACCAGUUCGGGUCGACAGACUUCAGCCGUGCCGCCGCCGUUCCCCGACUUGGAAAUGUUAGCGGACGCGCUUAAAUCUGAAAUAUCCACCACGCUCACGGGGCUUAUCGACACGAUAAUGGCGAAGUUCGCACAACAGCGCAAGCAGUCUUCGAAGCUCGCCGACUCGGAGCUACUGAUGAAGGACGUGGAUCGCAAGUCGCCCAGGACAAAGGUGAUCGACCGCGGUAGCCACGGCGGCGACAGGAGCACGAGCCUAGCCAAUGGGUUGCCGAAAAUGUUGAACGGCAACAUCUACGGCGGUGGAGUCGGUUCGAACCCGGCUGGCAACGGCAACGGUCUACUGCCCAACGGGCCAGCCGAUAUGCGAAACGGGCUGGUGAACACAACGUGCGGCUUCAACGGUACGGACGCCACGGUUCUCGGCCACGUCCGGGGUCCUCAAAUGUUCACGCCCAAGGUGCACGGCUCGGCCGGCCUCAGUAACGCGGCUGCAGCGGCCGCGCUGUACUCGUCCAUGAGCGGGCUACCAUCGCAUCUCAACCCAUUCUGCAUGGAUCGCGAACCGGCUCCGGAACAGGCCGAGGCCCUCAGUCUGGUAGUCGUACCAAAGAAGAAACGGCACAAGGUCACCGACACUCGGAUCACGCCACGCACCGUCAGCCGGAUACUGGCCCAGGAUUCCAUGAACAAUAACAACAACAAUAGCAACAGUAAUAACAACAACAUUAACAAUAACCACAGUAGCAGCAACAACAAUAACAACAAUUCCGUGGACACCAGGGUACCGGGAAACUUGGGUGGUGCGGCGGCCGCAAUCCUGCAGCAGUCCAUGCCUUGUUCCGCGGCCGACGAUUCGUCUCCGCCGUCACAGCAAAGAGUUUUCCAUCAGCAGUCACCGGUCGCACCACCCCAACCACCGCCACCAAUGCUGCCAGUGUCGUUGCCCACUUCAGUGGCCAUACCUAACCCCAGCCUGCACGAGUCCCAAGUGUUUAGCCCUUACAGCCCUUUCUACACCAGCCAACACCAAGGCGGACCGCAUCACAUCCCAUCGUCCAGCCCACCGGGUAUGUCUGACUCACCACCCCCGCCACCACAGCAUCACCACGGCUCAUUGCUUCAUCCUGCCCUGUUGGCUGCUGCUCAACAUCACAACUCGUCACCGGACCUGAUGAACAUGAAAGCCCGUAUCGACAUGUCCAUGGGCAACGGUGGCAACGACAGCGUCGACCGCAUAUCGGAGUGCAACUCCGGAGACGGUCCUUACGACGGAAUGUCGCCUAUAUCGUCAACUCUGACACCCAUGCACUUGCGAAAAGCCAAACUGAUGUUCUUCUGGGUCCGAUACCCCAGCUCGGCCAUUCUGAAGAUGUACUUCCCCGACAUCAAGUUCAACAAGAACAACACCGCACAAUUAGUCAAAUGGUUCUCGAAUUUCAGAGAGUUCUAUUACAUUCAAAUGGAAAAAUAUGCACGACAAGCCGUUAGCGAGGGCUUGCAAAGAUCCGAAGACAUACACGUGAGCAAAGACAGCGAAAUCUACAGGGUUCUCAAUUUGCACUACAAUCGUAAUAAUCACAUCGAGGCUCCUAGCAAUUUUGAAUAUGUAGUCCAACAGACGUUACGCGAAUUUUUCGUGUCCAUCCAAAACGGUAAGGAUACGGAACAAUCGUGGAAGAAGUCCAUAUACAAAGUGAUUUCUCGCAUGGACGAUACCGUUCCGGAGUACUUCAGGUCUCCGAACUUCCUCGAUCAACUCGAAUAAACAGUAUAUAUAUAUAUAUAUAUAUAUAUAUAUAUAUUUACAUAUAUACAUGUAUAUAUAUAUUUGACAUCGCGUCUGUAAACUGUGCUUUUUUAUGUACAAUUAUUAUCG